AGAGAGAUUGAAAAAUCUGAAAAAAAAGAGAGCCCGUCGACGCCGCCGUAGGAAAUAUUGAUACGCAUACACAAACCUGUGUCCUGACUCUCCUUUACCCGCCUCUGAAUCCCUUCAGUCGACUACCAGACGAGCUCUAGUUUCAUUUCUUUGUCGAUCGUCGACAUCGUUUUAUUUGGCUUCGUUCAGAGCCAACAAAAAGUGACACAUUAUCAUCUGCUUCUAGCCUCAUUCAUCCACCCAACGUGAAACAAUGGCUUAUCACGGACCAGCUUACGGACUAAGUCGCGAGUGUCAGAUGAAGAGCCAGGCCAAGUUUAGCUUGGAGCGUGCCCGGGAGGCUCUGGAUUGGGUUGAGGCGGUGCUGGACCGUCAACUGCCAUACCCUCAGCCGGCCGAAGGUCUGCGGGAUCAGCUGGACUUUGCCCACGUCCUGAAAGACGGAAUUACCCUUUGCGAAUUGAUUAACUCAUUGGAACCUGGGGCGGUUAAGAAGAUCAACACGAUGAAAGCACCUUUCAAGCAGAGGGAAAAUGUAGAACUGUUCCUCAAGGGCUGCGAGAAUUACGGGCUCAAGUCGCAGGACCUGUUUCAAGUCAACGAUCUGUACGAGCACAAGAAUCUUUACAUGGUGGUCGAUACCAUCUUUGCCCUUGGUGGAAUGGCACAAAAGAAGAACUGGGAGGGCCCGACGAUCGGCGUCAAGGUGGCGGACGAAAACCGGCGGAUGUUCUCUCCCGAUCAGCUCGCCGAGAGCCACAAGAUCAUCGGCCUGCAAUACGGCAGCAACAAGGGAGCUUCGCAGUCCGGCAUGACACCUUACGGAGCUACACGCCAAAUCCGUCCCGAUGAGUUCGCUCACAAUGGAAUGCACUAAACGGACAAUUUAACGACAUAUAGUGCCCUUCAAUUCACCUGCUGGGGCAAAAUGUCAGCCUGUUGCGCAUUUCUUUUGGCAGAUUACAUCAAGCAAGCAUUUCUUCUGAUUUUCCUUUUUGUUUUGUUCUGCGCGGAUAAUGCCUUUAUAUGUUCAAAGGAAGUCGAUGAUUUGUUUUCUUUCUUUUGUGUUACACAUUCCGAUCAAUUGGCAGAU
This is a messenger RNA of Daphnia carinata, 1093 nucleotides long. Its product is annotated as calponin-1-like. The record is from RefSeq and is a predicted model, not a curated record. NCBI's taxonomy places the organism in Eukaryota, Metazoa, Arthropoda, Branchiopoda, Diplostraca, Daphniidae. Gene Ontology annotation, molecular function: protein binding. Bases 254 to 877 code for a protein of 207 amino acids. The transcript is spliced from 8 exons.